CACUUGCUGGGCAUGGCGCACGCGUUACAAGCCACUUGAUUUCCUAUUGAAAAUUUGUCAUGUUGCACAUUUUUUUACCACUUUGCUGAGGAAAAAUGGUAUAAAAAGCCUUGUCCUUCUGUGGAAAUUCACAUUCGUUUAACAGUUACCGUUGUUUUAAAAACAUUUUCUUUUAAAUAGAAAAAUUUUAAAAUUAAAUUAAAAAAAAAAGUUUAAUAAAAGUCUUAGUUUCAACUUGGUGUUAAAGUUUUUUUGUUUGGAAAAAAAUCUAAAAUAAAAUUGUAUUUAAGUUGUAUUGUUCCUCAUAAUUUUCUACUCAAUGUGCAAUAUUUUGAGAUUUAUACGCAUUUUAUAUAGUUUCUAAAAUUUUAUUUAAAAAAAAAAGUUCUACGAACAACCGUAUUAUAAAAGUGUAACUACCAAUUGAGUAUGAUUUGGGAAUAGUAUUUAAUUAUUUUUGGAAUUUCAAGAUUUAGAAGGCGAAGAAAACGACGUCGCCUUGGCGAUGUCACCGACGAAUAGACAAACAGCCAAGACACCAACACCACGCGAUAUCAGCGAAAAUCCCGAUGAACGUGAGACAUGGAGCGGCAAAGUCGAUUUCCUGCUAUCCGUUAUAGGAUUUGCUGUAGAUUUAGCAAACGUAUGGCGAUUUCCUUAUUUAUGCUACAAAAAUGGCGGUGGUGCCUUCCUCGUACCUUAUUGUAUUAUGUUGCUAGUUGGUGGCAUACCGCUAUUUUAUAUGGAAUUAGCUUUAGGUCAACACAAUCGUAAAGGUGCCAUUACAUGCUGGGGACGAUUGGUACCGUUAUUCAAAGGAAUUGGUUAUGCUGUGGUCUUGAUAGCAUUUUAUGUAGAUUUCUAUUAUAAUGUUAUUAUAGCCUGGUCAUUAAGAUUCUUUUUUGCAUCAUUUACCAAAACAUUGCCAUGGACAUCAUGUUCAAACUAUUGGAAUACAGAAAAUUGUCGACCGUUUGAGCAACAAGCUGGUGGUGGCCUAUCCGUUAUGGGAAAUAUAAGCGAUAUUUUUAUGAAUUCAACAAUUACCUCCGAACUAAAUGUAACAUUUUCAAAUUUAACCAGCACUUUAAGCACAACGUUACCACACAGCGAACGUUUUCAAUCAGCCGCUUCGGAAUAUUUUAAUCGUUACAUUUUAGAAUUAGAUAAAAGUGAGGGUCUUCAUGAUUUGGGUGCCAUUAAGUGGGAUAUGGCAGCUUGUUUGUUGGUGGUUUAUUUAAUCUGUUACUUCUCCCUGUGGAAAGGUAUUAGUACUUCGGGCAAAGUGGUAUGGUUUACCGCCCUAUUUCCUUACGCUGUUCUACUUAUAUUGCUGAUACGUGGCAUAACGCUGCCUGGUUCUGCGAUGGGCAUACAAUACUAUUUAAAUCCAAAUUUUGAUGCCAUUUACAAGGCUGAAGUUUGGGUUGAUGCUGCCACUCAAGUGUUCUUUUCGUUGGGACCUGGUUUUGGUGUACUGCUGGCCUAUGCUUCUUAUAAUAAAUAUCAUAAUAAUGUUUACAAAGAUGCUUUACUUACUAGUUGUAUUAAUUCGGCUACAAGUUUUAUAGCUGGUUUUGUGAUAUUCUCGGUUUUGGGUUAUAUGGCUCAUAAAUCGGGCCAAAAUAUAGAGGACGUUGCCACUGAGGGUCCUGGCCUAGUGUUUGUUGUUUAUCCAGCUGCAAUUGCCACCAUGCCGGGUAGUACAUUUUGGGCUUUAAUAUUUUUUAUGAUGUUGCUGACCUUGGGUCUGGAUAGUUCGUUUGGCGGUUCUGAGGCCAUUAUAACCGCCUUAAGUGAUGAAUUCCCGAAAAUCGGAAGGAAUCGUGAAAUCUUUGUAGCCGGCUUAUUUUCAUUGUACUUUGUGGUGGGCUUAGCUAGUUGUACCCAAGGUGGAUUUUAUUUCUUUCAACUUUUGGAUCGUUAUGCGGCAGGCUAUUCGAUCUUAAUUGCGGUAUUCUUUGAAGCCAUAGCAGUAUCCUGGAUUUAUGGUACUGAACGUUUCUGUGAAGACAUCAAAGACAUGAUUGGCUUUCGGCCUGGUAAAUACUGGCAAAUAUGUUGGCGUUUUGUGGCACCCAUAUUUUUACUAUUCAUCACGGUCUACGGUCUAAUCGGCUAUCAACCAUUGACCUAUGAAGGCUACGAAUAUCCAGGCUGGGCUAAUGCUCUAGGUUGGUGUAUAGCGGGAUCAUCGGUUAUGAUGAUACCAGCAGUGGCCAUAUAUAAGUUAUGUACAACACCGGGAUCGUUGAGACAACGUUUACGCAUACUCACCACACCGUGGCGAGAUCAACAGGUGUCGGUGAAUGGUGUAACAGCGGAUGCCACGCAAGUACGUUUAACCGAUACCAAAGAAGCUUCAGAAGUUUGAAAUCAACCAUUCGCAAGAUUUCAAGUAUAUUAUGUAUAGAUUAUAAUUAAUAUAUAUGUAAUAUUUAUAACCAAUAACCAGUUUAUGUUUAUUGCUCCUAAAAUUAGGCUUAAAAUCUAUUUCAUUUUAGUUUAAACAAAAAAAAAAUGCUCAAGUGAAUAUACGCAUGCAAAACAAUGUUUAGGGAAUUAGUUUAUAAGUUUUGAAAGAAAUUUUCAAAUGAAAACAUUUUGUACACAUAAAUACAUAAACUUAAUAAACCAACAAAUGCAAAUUUCAUAUACAACGUACUUAGGUUUCUAAACUAAAACGAACAAAAAGAAAAAAACAAAAUUCAUAAAUAAAACAAUUCUUGUAAUUAUUAUAAAAAUUGUUAAAAGAAAAUAUUAAAAAAUCCAUUAAAUGCUGUGUAGAUAAUAUUAGAGGGAAUUUAAGUAAAUUUAUAUUAAAAAAAUUAUGAUAAUGUUAAAUUGCUUUGUUAGAAAUAUUUUUUUGAAAAACAGUAUAAAAAGAAAUGUUUUGAAUAAUUUACUGAAUAUGCCAAUCGGAAAUUGAUAAAAUUGUAUAUAAAUAUCAAAUCAAAAAUAAAAGUGUAGUUAAAAGCUUUAAAAUUAGUUAAGUUAAAGAGAUAAUAUGAAAAUCCUCCCCUCCCACUUAUAAGCCAUAAUAUUAGAGAAAAACAAAA
Molecule: messenger RNA, 3059 nt
Organism: Calliphora vicina (urban bluebottle blowfly)
Lineage: Eukaryota; Metazoa; Arthropoda; Insecta; Diptera; Calliphoridae
Gene: DAT
Product: Sodium-dependent dopamine transporter
Exons: 9
Coding region: 506-2374 (622 amino acids)
Biological process (GO): dopamine uptake involved in synaptic transmission; sodium ion transmembrane transport
Cellular component (GO): presynaptic membrane; plasma membrane; neuronal cell body membrane
Molecular function (GO): dopamine:sodium symporter activity
Source: RefSeq, a predicted model, not a curated record